AUGGAUCUGGACCAUUUCGGAGGAACCUUCGGAGGAAAUCGCAAGCCCACCCCGUUCAUGUGCCUCAUUCUCAAGAUGCUUCAGAUUCAACCCGAGAAGGAGAUCGUGGUCGAGUUUAUAAAGAACUCAGAUUACAAGUAUGUGCGGUUGCUUGGAGCGUUCUACCUGCGGCUGGUGAGCAAGCGCAUGGACGUGUACCAGUACCUGGAGCCACUCAGCUCAGACCUACUCUUUCCAUCACCCAACUCUCAUACCUGCCAUUCCCCUCCUCUCUCCCAUGCACCCCCUUCCUUUCUCCGCAGGUACGUUCGCCUGCUUGGAGCGUUUUACCUGCGGCUGGUGGGCAAGCCAAUGGAUGUGUACCAGUACCUAGAGCCGCUGUACAACGAUUAUCGGAAAGUGCGGAGAAAACUGGAGAGUGGAACCUUUGUGUUGGAGGAGUUUAUCGAGAAGCUCCUCGCACGUGGACGAGUUUAUCGAGGAGCUUCUCACACUCGACUCCAGUGUGACAUUGCUUACCCCCGCCCGUCCCUCCUUUUCCCCAUCCCCCUCCUUUCGUUCCCCUCUCCCCCCAUCCGUGCACUACCCCACACCUCCAGUGUUAGUGUUGUCGCAUGUGGACGAGUUCAUAGAGGAGCUUUCUCACGCUCGACUCCAGCUGUGACAUCACCUCACCUCUCUCCCCAAUCGCCCCCCCCACUCGUUCCCUCCACUCCUCCCCCCCACUCGUACCCCCCACUCGUCCCCCCCACUCGUCCCCCCCACUCCCCCUUUACUGUGCACUACCCCACACUUCCAGUGUUUGUGUUGUCGCACGUGGACGAGUUCAUACAGGAGCUUCUCACGCUCGACUCCAGCUGCGACAUCACCUCACCUCCCUGCUCCCCCAUCACCGCCCGCUCGCCCCCUUCCACCCUUUAUUUCCCCCUAGUGUUUGUGUUGUCGCAUGUGGGACGAGUUCAUAGAGGAGCUUCUCACGCUCGACUCCAGCUGCGACAUCGCAUUGCCUCGCAUACCUCGCAGGUAUGA
Molecule: messenger RNA, 1029 nt
Organism: Closterium sp. NIES-65
Lineage: Eukaryota; Viridiplantae; Streptophyta; Zygnematophyceae; Desmidiales; Closteriaceae
Source: the annotation of a GenBank genome assembly